AUGAUAUGGACUUUCUCUGUGACAGUUACAUUGCCAUACGCCAUAUUCAUGACCUAUUACGAUUUGGAUAUAGGAAGAUUCUGUGAAGAGACAUGGCCCACGGAAAAGUUAAGGCGCAUAUUCGGAUCUGUGACAUCUUUUCUGCAGUUUGUAUUGCCGUUUAUCGUGAUUGCAUUUUGUUAUACAUGCGUCAGCUUCAAAUUGAAUGACAGGGCAAAAGCAAAAGCUGCCAGCAAAAAUUCCCGGAAAGAAGAGUUAGAUAAAAACCGAAAGCGGCGCACAAAUCAAAUGUUGAUUGCGAUGGUGACUAUUUUUGGUCUUUCAUGGUUGCCUCUGAACGUGAUAAAUCUUUGUAAUGACUACUACAUCUACGCUAUUCAUUUGAAGUACUACUUUUUAAUAUUUUUCUUAGGGCACGUUAUCGCCAUGUCCUCGACUUGUUACAAUCCUUUUAUUUAUGCUUGGAUGAACGAAAACUUCAGGAAGGAAUUCAAACAAUUGAUUCCGUGUAUUGACACUUCUGCCCAGUUGAGGGGUAAUAUUCAGCUGGAACAGCUAGGAGUCGGUCAGUCUGAGAAGACUUUUAAUGGAAACACAACAACCGACAGUUAUCUCUCCAGUUCUCAAAGGGCUACUUCGUUUAGACAUAAAAGGAAGCCUAGUGCAGCAGCGGAUGUAGAGAGGAGUGGCGUGGAAUUAAAUGAGGAUUUACUAACUGUGGAUGUAAAGCAUUGUCAUAUCUCCACCAGUUACAACUUGAGGAGGGAGUCGGUUAAAUUGAGGCUGAUCAACGAGGAGUCAUUUGACGGGACACCGACGCAAAGUCAAUUCUAA
Messenger RNA from Diatraea saccharalis (sugarcane borer), 834 nucleotides. Lineage: Eukaryota; Metazoa; Arthropoda; Insecta; Lepidoptera; Crambidae. The record is from the annotation of a GenBank genome assembly.